Helianthus annuus (common sunflower) is the source of this 1028-nucleotide messenger RNA. Its product is annotated as cytochrome b6-f complex iron-sulfur subunit, chloroplastic. Lineage: Eukaryota; Viridiplantae; Streptophyta; Magnoliopsida; Asterales; Asteraceae. Gene Ontology annotation, molecular function: 2 iron, 2 sulfur cluster binding. The transcript is spliced from 5 exons. The record is from RefSeq and is a predicted model, not a curated record. The coding region runs from base 200 to 877 and encodes 225 amino acids. Gene Ontology annotation, cellular component: plasma membrane.
AGAAAGAUUUGAUUCUGAAACAGUAGUCAUAAAAAUCUAAGAAAAAGAAAAAAAAAGAUGAUAUCUUGAUUAUGAAGAUGUGGUUGUGCCACAAGUCUCCUCCUCCUCCUCCUCCAUCCAUCACAACUCUAUCCAUUCCUCAUAAACCAUUCUGACUUCAAAUUCGUUUCAAAUCUAUUCCAUCUUUUCUUGUUCUUCAAUGGCUGCCUUUACUCUCUCUCCUGCUCAGUUGAGAUCGGGUAACAACAAUGGAGGGUUCUUGCUGCCGACCCAAGGGCUAAUGGCGAGCAAGAGGCAGCAGCUGGUGGGACGGGAAAGAGCGAUGAAAGUGAGGUGCCAGGCGGCCAGCAUCCCGGCUGAUCGGGUUCCGGAUAUGGAGAAGAGGAAGUUGAUGAAUUUGUUGCUUCUUGGUGCUAUUGGUCUCCCCACAACCGGGAUGCUGCUUCCUUACACUUAUUUCUUUGUUCCACCAGGUUCAGGUGGUUCCGGUGGUGGUACUCCGGCUAAGGACGCACUUGGAAACGAUAUUAUUGCAACCGAAUGGCUAAAGACCCAUGGACCGGGUGACCGAACCCUUUCUCAAGGUCUAAAGGGAGACCCGACAUACCUCGUGGUCGAGAAUGACCGAACCUUAGCGACAUAUGGAAUCAAUGCAGUGUGCACUCAUUUAGGGUGUGUGGUGCCAUGGAACAAGGCAGAGAACAAGUUCAUGUGCCCAUGCCAUGGUUCUCAAUACAACAACCAAGGCAAAGUUGUUAGGGGUCCUGCUCCUCUGUCAUUGGCAUUGGCUCAUGCUGAUCUUGAUGAUGGAAAAGUUGUGUUUGUUCCAUGGGUGGAGACUGAUUUCAGAACUGGUGAGGCUCCAUGGUGGUCUUAGAAUCUUCCAUCAUUCUUGCAUUGUUUGUUCUAGAAGCAAAAUAUAUGUACACACAACUUCAACUUUUAUUUCUUGUAAUCAACAAUUUUAUAAUUUUUUUCAAGGGCCCACCAAUAAUAUAUAUACUUUAUAAGUUUUUUUUCUUGUUUAA